GUUCUCUUACAAUGACUGGCGAGUCUGCAAGCAGCUGGACAGCUUCACGCUAAUGUCGGUUCACCCUGGAGCACGUUCCCCGAAGACUGCUCGUUGUUGGAAUGCAGAGCUGCUGUGUUUAUGGCAUGUGGUCUGCACUCCGAAUCAAGUCGAACCGAUGCCUUGGAACGGGGCGGGAGAUGCAGAGCUGAUCGUGGCUGAGGACCAGCUCUUGACGCAGGCGCAACGGCUCGUUUCGUACUACCUGCUCUACGACAUUUACAGGAAUGACCGGGGCACUGAACGGGAGACCGCCACCACUCCCUUCGUGCCACUGGUGGUGGAGAUGUUAGAGACAAGCUAUGAUGGUGUGGAGCGAAAAUUCCUGCUCCAGUUCCUGUCGAAUCCACCGAAGGACCUUCACAAGCAGACCGUGAACCAGUUCGUGCAAAGCUGCGAUCCAAACGACAUUCCAGCCCUUCCAGACCUCGACAUGGUCCGGAGCAUGCACCAGGACGGAGCCCCGGCCGUUAGCGCAAGCGCCGCAUUGGGCAUCCGACCCGUCAUCAAAGAAGCGUCAGACGAACGGUAUUGGGUUCCAUCUCCGCUGCCCCCAAAUAGCUUGGGCGAGGACGUGGAAGAUGUCACUGGGACAGAGAGCAUAGAGCUGAACCCGGAGGAGCUGACAAUGCUUUCAUUGGAACCUUGCUGGGCACGACCCGUGCCGCCGCUCUUGGAGCCGACUGUAGACGAGGUCUUCUGGCUGACUCCACCCCAUCUGCUGUCGGAGCCGCUUUGGGAUUACACGAUGUGUGCAGACACAUCCCUAGGCUCCGAAGUCAAGGAGCUUAUCGCCAAAGCGGUGAAAACACAGUUGCAGCCGCAGCAGAUCCAAAUCAUUUCAGAUGGCCUGGCGCAGGAUGCCAAGCUGGUUUACCAUUGUGGGUUAACGCCCAAAAAGUUGCCAGAACUGGUGGAGAACAAUCCCCAGAUCGCCAUAGAGGUUCUUCUAAAGCUGAUGGGCGGCUCCCAGAUCUCGGGCUACUUCAAUGCUUUGGUCAACAUGGAGAUGAGUCUUCACUCCAUGGAGGCUACGGCUAUGGCAAUGGGGCCUGAGGCUUCAGUAGGCCAAAGUUUCGGAUCCACGAGAGCACUCUAG
Messenger RNA from Symbiodinium sp. CCMP2456, 1138 nucleotides. The record is from the annotation of a GenBank genome assembly. Lineage: Eukaryota; Dinophyceae; Suessiales; Symbiodiniaceae.